This is a messenger RNA of Monosiga brevicollis MX1, 1350 nucleotides long. RefSeq lists its product as uncharacterized. NCBI's taxonomy places the organism in Eukaryota, Choanoflagellata, Craspedida, Salpingoecidae. The record is from RefSeq and is a predicted model, not a curated record. Gene Ontology annotation, biological process: mRNA splicing, via spliceosome. Gene Ontology annotation, cellular component: U2-type spliceosomal complex. Gene Ontology annotation, molecular function: RNA binding. Bases 1 to 1350 code for a protein of 449 amino acids. The transcript is spliced from 15 exons.
AUGGCGUCGGCACGCGGAACCGGUGGUGCCGUGCCGGUCGUGAAUGACCGAGGCGAGGUCUCCAUGGCCAAAGUCAAGGUGCAACGUUACGUCGCUGGCAAAGCCCCCGAGUUUGCACAGGAUGGCUCAGAUGACGAGGACUUUACCACUCGCGCACCACUUCAAACCUCCCGCGAGCUUCGGGUUCAAGCCAACGUGGGACAGCGAUCAUCAGCGGCGGGCCGAGCCCGCGUGGCUGUCAUUGAGGAUGCCGCGAAUGACAGUGAUAGCGACGAUGAUAACGCUCGACGUCGGCGUAUUUUGGCUCAGCGCCGACGGGAACAAGGCGGAGAGGAGGCCGCCCCGCUUGUUUCCAAGGUAUCAGGACGUUCCGAGGUGACGCAGAGACCCGCACGUCGUGCCCAGCCAAUUGCCGAGAUUGUCGAGGAAGAUUCGGCAGAGUCUAGCGAUGAUGAAGAGGCUGCUGAGCGUCGGGCGCGCAUUCUAGCCCGCGCGCGAGCUAAGCAAGAACAACAAAGCGACGAGGCUGUAGCGGACGCUCAGUUGCCCGUGAGUGCGCCGGCGGGUCGAACCCCGGUGGCUGAGGUGGAAGAAUCAGGCUCGGAGAGCGAUAGCAGUGAGUAUGAAACAGGAACGGACUCGGAGGAGGAGGCUGGCCGACCCCUAUUCAAGCCCGUCUUUAUCAGCAAGCGCAACCGCCACACAAAGCGGGAGGAGGAGGAGCGCAUGCAGCGCGAAGCCGAAAGGCUGGAGCAACUGGCCGUUCAGAAGCAAGAAGCGGCGCUGGCCGCCAAGGAGGCGGUCGAAGAGCUUGUCAAGAGUGAGUUGCAGGCUGAAGCUGAUGCCACCAAGCUCAACUUUGUGGAUGACGACGACAAGGAAAAUGAUCAAGAGGCGUAUCUUGAGUGGAAGCUGCGCGAGCUAAAGCGUUUAAAGCGGGAUCGGGAGGAGCGUGAACAGGCCGACCGCGAGCGCAUGGAGAUUGAGCGGGUUCACGAAAUGACCGAGGAGGAGCGUGAGGCGUACUUCAAGGCUAACCCCAAGAUGAUCUCAAAUCUCAAGGAAAAGGGCAAGAUGAAGUUUUUACAAAAGUACUAUCAUCGCGGUGCCUUCUUCAUGGACGAAGAGCAUGAGGUUUUCAAGCGCGACACCAUGGAAGCUACGCUGGAAGAUCGUCACAACAAGGAGGCCUUGCCAGCUGUGAUGCAAGUUAAAAAAUUUGGCUUUGCAGGCCGCACCAAGUACACGCAUUUGGCAGAUCAGGAUACAACGGAUCGGUACGUUUUUGGGUGGCACACAGCUGUCUACACGUCAUGCUCGACGGGUUUCACCAAUAUGCUCUUUUUUUAA